Messenger RNA from Asparagus officinalis (garden asparagus), 1370 nucleotides. Its product is annotated as 39S ribosomal protein L45, mitochondrial. Gene Ontology annotation, cellular component: mitochondrion. Lineage: Eukaryota; Viridiplantae; Streptophyta; Magnoliopsida; Asparagales; Asparagaceae. The transcript is spliced from 12 exons. The record is from RefSeq and is a predicted model, not a curated record. The coding region runs from base 100 to 999 and encodes 299 amino acids.
UCUUCCUCCAUUUUGUCCGCUCGAAGCUUAAACCCUUCUUCACUUUUCCUAGGGUUUUAGUGCUCACCCUCUUUCUCAAUCUCAACAAGAUCCGUACGAAUGGCUUUAGCUCGAUUCCAAUUGAUUCGUCGUCUCCAUCGAUCGUGGCAACCUUUGCAGACCCCCUCUAUUUCUCGAAGCUAUCGGAUCUGUUCGGUUGCAGCAAAUGGAGGAAUCAGCCAUCCGAGUACUGUAACAUGCUCUUAUACAAUUAAAAACAUUCUUGAUCAGAAUGCUAUGGUUUCGGCAUCGGACCAUGAGCUUCAGGUUUCUGAGCUCCCAGUCAAUGCUAGAAGUGCUAGAUUGAUGUCGACAUCCACAGAAAAAUUGCCUCGUGGAGCACGGCAGGUUGCCUUAAAGGUGGCCAUGCUGAGCCCUGGUUUUGUCUAUGAACCAUAUAAGCCUCGUGAACCUAUUUCUUUUUGGCAAAGAUGGUUUACUCGAAGUGGUUGGAAAAGAACGAAGGAGGAUGCCAUUCUGGAGUUGAAGAGCGCAUAUGCCAUUACCAGGCUGAGGAAAACAACCGGAUACUCUAAAAAACUGUUCUAUCAGCAUGCAGUACGACUAUACAAGGAGAUUAAUACUCUAAUGGCAAUUGGGGAUAUAAAAUCUUUAAGGAAAGCAUCUACAGAGAAGAUGUAUUCUACCCUGAAGAAUGAACUGAAACGAAGAGAAUCGAUGUGGAGCAGUGUUCACUGGGAAUUGGUGGAACCUAUUGUUAGUAUUCGAACAUUACGGGCUCGAAUGAUUGCCAUAGAUAAAGAUAAUUUGGACAAAGCUUUCGUACAACUUACAAUUGAAUUUAUUGCUAAGCAGAAGUUCGAAGCAUAUGAUUCCAAAGGUAUUGUUGUAUCUGGAGAUAAAAUGAAAGAGGUGCUGGUACGUGAUAUUUGGGUAUUUGAGAGAUCCCUCUUUCAUCCUGGAGCAUAUUGGCGCCUUUGUGCAAGAUUAACUCCAUAGAUAUUUCAAUUUGGGCACUUUUUACGAGAAGCCAUCACAAUGGCAUUUUGUUUUCCUCCUGUUUGAUUUCCAAGCCAGAUUGAAGAAAAUUAUUUUUAUGGAUCCACCCAGUCAUAGCACCGGCAGAAAUAAAACCAUCAUGUUUUAUCAAUACCAAUAGGUUCCAACUAUCAUCACGAUUUUCUUGCCUUAUUCAUUUGUCUAACCAUAGUUUAUUUUGUAAAAAGAUUGUGCUGUGUUUUCUUUUAUAUGCCUCGAUGAAUAUAGAGAUGUUGUAGACUGAAAAUGAGUCUUUUUGGAGGUUGUCGUCUUUGAUGUGUUGUACCUUAAUGAGAUUUCAUAUUAGGAGAUAUUCAUGGUUGUUUUUGUUC